AUGGCGGAACAUACAGACGGUGAAGACACUGGAUUGAACGAUAAGAAAAUGGCGCAGCAGCAAACCUUGCGUUUCCGCGGCGCAGCCCCACCUCCUAGGGGUCCCCCACCGCUGCUCCGACCUCCGCCUCCACCAUUUGGUAUGAUGAGGGGACCUCCUCCACCUCCUCGACCUCCAUUCGGGCGUCCACCUUUUGAUCCUAACAUGCCGCCUAUACCUCCACCCGGAGCUCUGCCUCCACCAAUCGGACCCCCGCACAUUCAGGUAUAUAAUCGGCCUCCUUUCAUGCCCCCACCCAUAGGAAACAUGCCCCCUCCCCCUGGGAUGAUAUUCCCUCCAGGAAUGCCCCCUGGUGGGGGCCCCACAGCCCCACCCACAGAGGAUAUUUGGGUGGAGAACACCACGGCUGAGGGAAAGGUUUACUAUUACAAUGCACGAACCCGUGAGUCCGUGUGGACCAGGCCAGAGGGGGUGAAGCUCAUCCAGCAGACAGAGCUUGCUCCUCUGAUAACCGCACAAGCAGGGCCACCAGCAGGGGGCGCUGGUGGGACAACCGGAGCAGGCUCCACGGCAGUUGUGCCUGCCCCAGUCUCCACAGAGGCUCCAUCGCCCACCCGCAACCACAGUGGCAGCCCAGACCACGGCACUGGCACGGUGCCCGUCACUUCCCAGCCAGCGCCCACCUCUGCCGUCUCAGAGCUGCCGCCCGUCGCGUCUACUUCUCCUGCCGCUGUGGGCGUGACCCCCGUCGCCGUGGUGAGCGUUCCCACGGUGACGGCCUCCGUGACGGCGGUCCAGACGGUCCCGCUGCUCCCCCAGAGCCUGCCGCCGGGCCUGCCCCACGCGGUGGCUCAGCCUCCGGGCGCGGUGCAGGCCUUCCCCCCCGUCAUGGUGCCACCCUUCAGAGUGCCCCUGCCAGGCAUGCCCAUCCCCCUGCCAGGCAUGCUCCCGGGCGUGGCCCCGCCCCUAGUUCCCAUGAUGCAUUCUCAGCUGGCCAUCGCCACCACGCCAGCUGCCCUGGCGGGCGGUCUCCCGCUCCCAGAGUGGACUGAGUACAAGACGGUGGAUGGGAAAACGUACUACUACAACAACCGCACGCUGGAGUCGACCUGGGAGAAACCUGUGGAGCUAAAGGAGAAAGAAAAAGAAGUGGAGAAAGCCGCAGAGAGGUCGUCUCCGGAAGACCUGGAGUCCAUGGAUGUGCAGGACGAGUUCCAGAAAGCUGACACUGCAGCUGAAACACAGCCGGAGCCCAAAGACGAGGUGAUGUCUGAGGAAGAGAAGGCCGCUCAGAAAGCCAAACCGGUCGCCACCAACCCCAUUCCUGGAACUCCCUGGUGCGUGGUGUGGACCGGAGACGACCGCGUGUUCUUCUAUAACCCGACCACGCGACUCUCCAUGUGGGACCGGCCUGAGGAGCUGGUGGGACGCGCCGACGUGGACAAAUGCAUCCAGGAACCGCCCCACAAGAGAGGCCUGGACGACACGAAAAAACCCGGCGUCAGUAAAGAGGAACAGGAGCCGGUUACAGAGGAAGCGACAGAAGACGAACCCGUGAAGGCCAAGAGGAGGAAGAAGGAAGAAGCGAAAGAGGAGGAUGUUGAGAAAGACGCGGCCGUGGAGGCCGAGCUGCGGGCGGCCAGGGAGCGGGCGGUGGUGCCCCUGGAGGCGCGGAUGAACCAGUUCCGCCACAUGCUGCUAGAGAGAGGGGUCUCAGCUUUCUCCACGUGGGAUAAAGAGCUACACAAGAUCGUGUUUGAUCCUCGUUAUCUGUUACUCAACCCCAAAGAGAGGAAACAGGUUUUUGACCAGUACGUGAAGACGCGCGCUGAAGAGGAGCGAAAGGAGAGGAAGAACAAACUCAAUCAGGCGAAAGACGAGUUCAGAAAGAUGAUCGAGGACGCUAAGCUAAACGCUAGGACCACGUUUAGUGAGUUUGCGGCUAAGCACGCGAAAGACGCGCGAUUCAAAUCCAUUGAGAAGAUGAAAGACAGAGAGGCCAUCUACACAGAGUUUAUGACAGCUCUGAGAAAGAAGGAGAAAGAAGACUCGAAGAACAGAGGAGAGAAGGUGAAGCAGGACUUCUUUGAGCUGUUGUCGGACCACCACGUGGACGUGCAGCAGCGCUGGAGUAAAGUGAAGGACCGGCUGGAGACGGAUCCCCGGUACAAGGCCGUGGAGAGCUCCGCCGGCAGGGAGGAGCUAUACAAACAAUACGCAGAGAAGCAGGCCAAGAGUGUGGACUCAGAGAAGGAGAAAGAGCUGGAACGCCAGGCGCGUAUUGAGGCCAGCCUGCGCGAGAGAGAGAGGGAGGUUCAGAGAGCGCGCUCCGAACAGACCAAAGAGAUCGACCGCGAGAGGGAACAGCACAAACGCGAGGAGGCUGUGCAACACUUUAAAGCUCUUCUCUCUGACAUGGUGCGGUCUACGGACGCAACCUGGUCGGACACGCGGCGGUCCCUGCGUAAGGACCACCGGUGGGAGUCGGCGGCGUUGCUGGAGCGUCACGAGAAGGAGAAGCUUUUCGAGGAGCACGUGGAGGCCCUCACUAAACGCAAGAAAGAACAGUUCAGACAGCUACUGGACGAGACCACCUCGAUAACUCUGACCACUACGUGGAAGGAGGUGAAGAAGCUCAUUAAGGACGACCCGCGCAGCAUCAAGUUCUCCAGCAGCGACCGCAAGAAACAGCGGGCGUUUGAGGACUACAUCAAGGAUAAGUACAUCACAGCCAAAGCAGACUUCAGAACUCUUCUCAAAGAGACCAAGUUUAUCACGUACAGGUCACGGAAGCUGAUCCAGGAGUCAGACCAGCACCUGAAGGACAUCGAGCGAGUCCUCCAGAACGACAAACGCUACUUGGUGCUGGACUGCGUUCCCGAGGAGCGACGUAAGCUCGUCACCUUUUACAUCGAGGACCUGGACCGACGGGGGCCCCCGCCUCCCCCCACCGCGUCCGAACCCACCCGACGCUCCACGAAGUGAGGGAGGUGCUCACAGUCUCUCCGGGCGGACGGACGGAAGUGUGUGUCUUUCCCCUCACACGCCAUCUUCACACAGUAUUAGCGACCCCCGCAGUCCCCUCUCCAAUCUCUACAGUAUUUAUUAAAAGACUGCGCUAGGGUUUCUGUCCUCAGGUGUGUGACAUGUGAUAUGAACUUUGACAUCUGACCUCCAGGCAGAGGGUUGAUGUAGAUGCAUGCGUGGCGCGGUCGUUGCCUUGGAAACGGAUGCCUUUUUAUAUUUGUAAACUCAUGUUAGGCUGCUGACAUGACCCCAAGGCCUUAGUGGGGAUGAGGAUGAGUCACUGCUGAUGAUGGGCACUGUAUGUGGUUUGAAUGUGAACGUUUCUGAAAAUGGUUUGAUUUUUGACUUGUUAUCAUGUCCCUGUACAUGUUUCCUAACAAUAAAAGCAGCACUAAA
This is a messenger RNA of Chanos chanos (milkfish), 3423 nucleotides long. It is a transcript of the gene tcerg1b, whose product is annotated as transcription elongation regulator 1b (CA150). The record is from RefSeq and is a predicted model, not a curated record. Gene Ontology annotation, cellular component: nucleus. The coding region runs from base 1 to 2985 and encodes 994 amino acids. Gene Ontology annotation, molecular function: transcription coregulator activity; RNA polymerase binding. The transcript is spliced from 20 exons. NCBI's taxonomy places the organism in Eukaryota, Metazoa, Chordata, Actinopteri, Gonorynchiformes, Chanidae.